GAAAAUAGCGAGUGUAUGUACUCCACUCGGUGCUCCAACAUGGGACUUUCCAUUCAAUAGUAAUGUUCUAUAAACUGAUUUGUUCAGACAUAUUAUAUUUUUUAUUAUUUUUAUACAGUUCAUUAAUUUAUUUAUGUCAUGAAUGAAUAUUAAGAAUUUGUAGUGAUGGUGUUUCUCCAUAAAUUUAAAUGUAACAGUAAUGUUUUAUAAAUAUUAAUAAACUUAAAAUAUUUUUCGAGAUACUAAAUAUGACUUUCACUUUGCUUCGAAAUACUUCUCUAAUAUUUCUAACGAUACUCUUCUAUAUCGCUUUAACUGUGCAAGAGAAAAGUUAUUUAGUUUCAAAGGAGGAAGAUGCAAUACAUCUUGAAGAGGACUUCAUACAAACCCAUUUAAGAGAAAAAAGAGCUGUUAAGAACCCAGGAUUUUUUAAGACAUUAUUCUCAGUUAUUGGAGAACAAUAUACGGACACCAAGGAUACUUUUAGAAAAGUAAAUGAUAUGAUAAAUGACAAUUUUCUACCUGAAAACGCCCCACCUACAACCGAAGCAACAACUGUAAAAGAUUCAAAUGAAACGACAACAAUGGCUCCUUACAAAAUAACCCGCACUGAAUUUAACAAAAUAAUUAGAAGAAAUCUUCGAGGGCUGGUUCGCCUAUUUAAUAUCGAAUUUCAAGACGCAAUAAAGCAAUCGAAGAAAACUCAAGCAGAAUAUAAAAGGAAUGUAUCUAAAGAAAUUUCUAAGUUUCUGUAAAGUAGUUCCAAAGUCAUUGAUUGUGUAUAAAAUUUACAUGUGAUAUAAUCAACUUUGCUUUUAGUUAUUUAUAUAAUGUAAAUAUUGUAGAAUAAAAUAUGUAAUAAAAACAACUAAUAUUAGUA
Molecule: messenger RNA, 880 nt
Organism: Anthonomus grandis grandis
Lineage: Eukaryota; Metazoa; Arthropoda; Insecta; Coleoptera; Curculionidae
Exons: 6
Coding region: 249-755 (168 amino acids)
Source: RefSeq, a predicted model, not a curated record